CACUCGGCCGCACGGAGAGCGACGGAGCUCCGCUGUGUCUGUGGAGAACACGUUUCACAUGUACGGAACUUUUAAAUGAAGCCACGACGGGAUUAUUGCUGGAAACAAGUUGGGUGGCACAGACUUUAAAAAGAGCCAGGCAUGGACUCCAAACGCCAAAGUGUGGUGAUGGAGCGACUUGUGAGUGAGCUGGGCUCUCUGCUGAAGAUGCUGGACCGUGAGACCGUCAGUCCUGCCACUGCUGACAAAAUGGCGUCUGUACGUAACAUCUUGGAUUCACUGCCGCUGUCAGUCAAUGGAUCAGAUGUCUACAUGAACAGCUGUCUCUAUGGCAAUGGCACUAGCUUUGUGGAGUCACUGUUUGAGGACUUUGACUGUGAUUUGCACAUGCUCAGUGCAUCUCCAGUGGAGCAGAAAGAGCACAAAGAUGGAGAGGAGAAGACUCAUCCUAAUAAAUCUACGCCGACCGACACACCCCCUCCUGUGCCAACCACCCCUCUUCCAGAUGACUACUAUGAAGAGGCCGUUCCUCUAGAUCCUGGAUCCACCCCGCAGUACUUUACCACCAAUUCCAGGAACUCUGUAGAGGAUGCCUACUAUGAAGAUGCAGACAAUAACUACCCCACCACCAGGAUGAAUGGACCUCCCAAAAACUCCUACAAUGACUCAGAUGCUUUGAGCAGUUCCUAUGAGUCUUACGAAGAAGAGGAUGAGGAGGCCAAGGGGAGGGACCGACCUCAGAGGUGGACGGCUGAGGAGAGCCCAGACGGACCAGUUAGAGACUGUCGCAUCUGUGCCUUUCUGCUGCGAAAGAAACGCUUUGGCCAGUGGGCUAAACAGCUAGUCGUUGUCAGAGACAAUAAGCUGCAGUGCUAUAAGAGCAUCAAAGAGAGCUCUCCUCACACGGAGCUCCCACUGAAUCUUUGCAACGUCAUCUAUGUCCCGAAGGAAGGCCGCAAAAAGAGGCACGAGCUGCGAUUCUCAUUGCCUGGAGGCGAAGCUCUCGUGCUGGCAGUUCAGAGCAAAGAACAGGCCCAGCGGUGGCUCAAGGUGGUCCAUGAUGUUGGCAGUCAGUGCAGCAAAACAGAAGGACUGGACGGAUCGGCUUCUCCCAUUAUACAGAGGAAGUUGGAGCUCGACAAGAUGCUGCAGUCGGACAGACAGGCGUCGGACUCAGACAGCGGACCAACGGCAGACAGUCAGUCCACUACACAUGGAACAGGACGGGAUACCAUUGACUCACUCAGUAGGUGUAAACUAAUAGAAAGUUAUUGAUUAAGUUGUAAUAAUUGAGUCUUUGUUAUUGUUGCUCUAUUGAAAAAAGCUCACAACUGUUUCGUAUGAGUUAUUAUAGCAUAAGACAUAGAGUAUACAUUCUACAAGCAAAAUCAGUGAUCAUAGCAAGAUGUAACUUUAGCCUGUGUGUAACUUCCCAGUUAGCACAGUGACAUUAGAGCAGUGCUUCAUGAUUCACAGAGGUAGUAAUAAUAAGGGUCUUUAUGUUGUCUGUGUAUUUCAGAAUGAAACUGAGUUUGAGGGUGGGGUUUUGAGAGGUAUUUAGGAUUUUUAUUUUUUUUUGCAAAUCCACUAUGAUGUGGAGCUGUGGGGAAAUGCAAAGCUGUAGGACUGUUCACCUCCUCCUACGCAUCCCUAAGGACUAAAUGAAUAAAUUAGUCUUCAACCACAUUCACUGUAUAUACAAAUAUCUGGAACCAUAACACACAUGUUGUACUAGGAUAGAACUCUGUUCACUGGCUGCAAGCGACAGACAGGGUUGGCUCACCCCAAAGCAUGUUUGAUUGGAUGUGCUACAAUGUAAUCUAAAAA
Stegastes partitus (bicolor damselfish) is the source of this 1827-nucleotide messenger RNA. RefSeq names its product actin filament-associated protein 1-like 1. Gene Ontology annotation, cellular component: cytosol. The record is from RefSeq and is a predicted model, not a curated record. Lineage: Eukaryota; Metazoa; Chordata; Actinopteri; Pomacentridae. The transcript has 10 exons. Gene Ontology annotation, molecular function: SH3 domain binding. The coding region runs from base 142 to 1275 and encodes 377 amino acids.